This is a messenger RNA of Paralichthys olivaceus (Japanese flounder), 3738 nucleotides long. RefSeq names its product gap junction delta-2 protein-like. The record is from RefSeq and is a predicted model, not a curated record. Gene Ontology annotation, cellular component: connexin complex. Gene Ontology annotation, biological process: cell-cell signaling. NCBI's taxonomy places the organism in Eukaryota, Metazoa, Chordata, Actinopteri, Pleuronectiformes, Paralichthyidae. Gene Ontology annotation, molecular function: gap junction channel activity.
AGGAGGAGACAGAGGCUGAGAGGGAGAGCACAAGGCAUAGAUGGGGAGCGAGCACUGAGACAGAAGUAGUUGGCAUGACUGAGAUCUGCACACAAACGUGAGCAAAGAAGGGAGGAGGGAGGAGAGGGGAGGUUGAAGGAGAGCCGGAGGAGAGGAAGAGAGAGAGAGAGAGAGAGAGAGAGAGAGAGAGGGAUGCAAGAUGAUGGAACCCAGAAAUAGGCUUCACAAGGCAGCUCCUCAUCCCGGCUCUCUGCGGCAGACGUGACUCUGGGCACUGGACUGUGCUGAAAUUAGCCAGGGGGACAACACAGGACAGCAGGUCUGCAGCAGCACACACCGCCUUGGUUCAGCAUCACUGGAUGCAGCUCGGCAGCUGAUUUAUUACUGAGGGGCUGGGUGGUAUAGCGUGUUUGUGUGUGCGGCUCUGAGUGUGUGUAUGCAGGGAUUUUAUGGGUUCUUGAAGUGCUCGGAGCUGUGGGAGCAACCAUUCCUUCAAUCGUAAAAUGACAUUCAGCAGGCAGGGGCUUUGUGUGCUGGUGUGCAUCUGCAGUCCUCAGUAGGAAGUGGGAGAGUGGGAUUGUCAUCGAGUGCAAGUGUGUGUCUUGUCGGUGCUGUUUACUGAGGUGAGCCAAGCAGGAGCAGAUAUAUGCAGUGUGUGUGUGUUUAGGUUAGAGUAGCAAGGGUGCAGCAAAGGCAAAGAUCCUACACAAUGCAAGGACAAGUGCAGAGCAGCACUGAUGGCAGGGAGUGCAGCUGAAGUACAAGGAGUGCCCUGUGGGUAGGGUGGAGGACGAAGGCAGGGACGGACGGAGGAAGAGGAGAGAAGAGCGAGGGGACGAAGAGAGGCGAACGGAACAGAGAGGGUGAUCAUGGCUGUCAUAUGGUGAGCUAUAGCAUAUGCUGUAGCGCAGAACAGACUGGUGCGGCAGGGAGAGGACAAGCAUCACUGCAUAGGGGAGGGGGAGAGGCUGGGGGAGAGAGGAGGGGGAGGCAAUCAGCUCAGCACCUCUCCUCCACCAAGGAAGAGGAGCACAACGGGACGGGCCCAGGAGAAGACACUCAGUCACACACACAAACAGUCAAAGACACACUGACGGGGGGCCAGGUCUGCUUGCAGAGGUCAAAAGGGAGCUGGUGUGUGACAGAGGGGGUUGUGGGUACCUCCGCUGGUUGGCAGGUCCACAAGAGCUCAGGCUGGUCCUGAGAAGAAGAAGAAGAAAAAGAAGAGGAGGAGGAAGGAGUCUGUUGGAGAGAGUGGGGUCGGAGCCCCAGGUGCUUUUUCCUCUGACAGCUCUGCCACUUUUCCAUCACCAUGGGAGAAUGGACGAUUUUGGAGAGGCUGCUGGAGGCGGCUGUCCAGCAGCACUCCACCAUGAUUGGAAGGAUCCUGCUGACAGUGGUGGUGAUUUUCCGGAUCCUGAUAGUCGGCAUAGUGGGGGAGAAGGUGUAUGAAGAUGAGCAAAUCAUGUUCAUCUGCAACACCAUGCAGCCUGGCUGCAACCAAGCCUGCUACGACAAGGCCUUCCCCAUCUCGCACAUCCGCUACUGGGUCUUUCAGAUCAUCCUGGUGUGCACACCGAGCCUGUGCUUCAUCACGUAUUCUGUUCAUCAGUCCGCCAAGGCACGUGACCGAAGCUAUUCUCUCCUGCAUCCGUAUAUGGAUCACCAUGGUCACGGUCACCACGGUCGCCAUCACGAUCAUCACGCUCGCAAGCUUCACUCUCGCAACAUCAAUGGCAUCCUGAUGCACCCUGACAGCAGUAAGGAGGAUCACGACUGCCUGGAGGUCAAGGAGAUCCCCAAUGGACCCAGAGGACUCCCUCAAACACAUAAGAGUUCUAAAGUGCGACGGCAGGAAGGCAUCUCGCGUUUUUACGUCAUCCAGGUAGUGUUCCGAAACGCGCUUGAGAUUGGCUUUCUGGCCGGCCAGUACUUCCUGUAUGGCUUCAACGUACCAGGGAUGUUUGAGUGUGACCGGUACCCAUGUGUGAAGGAGGUGGAGUGUUACGUGUCUCGUCCCACAGAAAAGACCGUGUUUCUGGUCUUUAUGUUUGCUGUGAGUGGCAUAUGUGUGCUGCUCAACCUGGCUGAGCUCAACCACCUUGGCUGGAGGAAGAUAAAGACGGCCAUGCAAGGGGUGCAGGCUCGAAGGAAGUCCAUUUGUGAAGUGCGCAAGAAGGAUGUUUCACACCUGUCCCAGGCCCCCAACCUGGGCAGGACCCAGUCCAGUGAGUCAGCCUACGUCUGACAGAGGCUUGUCAGCCUGGGGGCUUGAGGACCUCUUAAAUUUUGUAGAAGAGCUUUUCCCCGGCCCAGGACCCCAGACCAUUAGGGCACAAAACUCACCACUGCAUUAUUAUUCAGGAGCACAGACGGACAGACUGUGUGGUCAUGAUAAGGCAUCAAUUUACAAAGUAAAGACUUUGACACUUGAAGAGAGAUGAAUCACUUUCCUCGAAAAAAGCAACUGUGGUGCUGAAACAAAGCGUUCUGCUCUGCCUAGGGACACUAGGUGCCUUCAAAGAACCCAACAUAUACAACUGAGCAAUUAAUUAACACUUAAUGAAAUCAAAUUAAAAUGAAAAGAACAAUGUCUGAGGUCGAAUUAUCUGUUUUUUCAUUAUUUGCCUUUGCUGUAGGUCAGAAAUAAUCCCCUCAGUUUCUAGUUAUAUUUGCAUAUGCAAGAGCUUAAGCGUGUGCAUGCAUACGCAUGUGUAUGGGGAAAAAAGCCAAUCUCUGACUUUGAGACCGAAAAAUGAAUGCUAAGCUAAUCCGAGCUACUGAGAGAAAGAUAAUGUUAUUUCUCAUUGUCCAUAGUCUUUGAGUGGAGCCAUUUGGCAGACGAACAAGCAUCUUUUUAACAAGUACUAAGAAACUUACACAAAGUCAAACACAAAAAAAACAGCAGUAUUAAAACUGUCAGUGUAAACUGGUAUUUGACACAUUACAGUAUUUGUUGUCACUAUUCUUCUUCAUAUUCUUCCCUUCUGACUACAUUCUAAUGUUGCCCAGGAGCUUUGCUCAAAGUGAGACACAUUGUAUAGAUGAGUUAGAUUUACUUUUCAAUAUGGUGUUUCGCACUGCAGUGCUCCCAACGCCUGCAAGGUAUGCUGUUUACUCUCAGAACUGUGUGCCAUCAGUGUUUCCACUUUAGUUUGUAAAGUGCGAUCACUGAUUAAGGAGAUUAAUGGAGUUGAAUUAAGAAAUGUUUUGUUUUUCAACUUAACAGGACAAGUGUUGUAAUCACAAAUAUUUUAAUGUGUAAUCUCAAGCUUUUUUUCACAAGCAGAUUUGGUGCCAUAUUUUUUUUUUUUUUCAAAGUUACUGUACAUAGAUGAAAUGUAUUAAGUACAAGUAGCCUUUUCCCUGUGCCGUACCGAGGGGCUUCACUUGGAUGGGGGAACAGGGAUCUGGGUGGUAAUGAAGAUUAAUCUUAGAUUGCCAGCUUUAACAAUAUGUAUUAUUAACAUGCUUUUUGUUAAGCCUUCACCCUCUAAUGGAGAGUAUACGUUCAGAAAAGUGUUUUCCCCUAUGGACUUUGAAAAAGGCAUGUUACUCAAGCAUUAAUAGAAUGGAUAGAUUAUGACAUGUAUUUAAAAGAGACUGUUUAAUUUAUUUGCAUCCUGCUCCUGUGAAAUGUAAUACUCAGCAUGCAUGAAGAUGAAAAAUAUAAAGAGGUAUCAACAUAGACUCCCGUUGUGGGAAUAUUGAAAGAGAAUAAUUGAAAGGCUCCUGAAC